UUCCUCUAUUUUCUAUGGCUCAGGUGUGCGAGUAGAAAAGAAAAAUUUAAUGGUGUUGUGUGUGACACAUAUACGUAGAAAAAAUUUAGUGUAAGAUUAUCACAUUGGCACCAACGGCAGGGAAAUGGAAUCAAUGGAAUAUGAGCUCGCCAGAAACCUCACUCUGUUGUUUUUCGUGGAACGCCUGCUCGACAAAGGCGAGCCGCGUACGUUGCACGAUCUUUCCUGCCAGUUUGGUGCCAAGGGUUUCACGAAGGAGAUGCGACAGAUCGCUGGCGGGUCGCAGUCGGGAUUAAAGAAGUUCCUGGCCCAGUACCCGGCGUUGUUCAACAUAGACGGGGACUAUGUUGAUAUCAACACAUUCCAGAAGCAUCCUAGUGGGGUUGGCGCAUCGUCCAAUAACGAUUACAUCGAAGAGGCGAAGGAAUACUUCGCGAGCAAGAUGAUCCAGUACGGGGAAGGUACAGAAGUUCCGAUUAAAAGUCUCCUUGGUCACCGCAGCCAGGCGUCGCCGCAAGUGCGUCACAUCUCCGGGCAGCGCAUCAAGGAGUUCAAGGAAUUCCUUAUGAAGCACCCGGACACCUUCCAAAUUAUCGAAGACAACGUCGUUCUAGUCAGUGAGAAUCAUAGGAGAGGUAACACACACAGUAAUUCUGAACAAUUUCACAACCUACCCGUAGCUAAUAUAAACACAGAUACUGCCCAGCAAUUGUUGGACUACGUCGCCCAAUGUAUAGAGGCAAAAGGCCCUGUUAUGGUCGAUCAACUCUUCCAUCUUAUCGUAUCUCGUUUCCCUCAAGAAUAUUGGUAUCAGAUGUUCAAAUCGCCUGCUGAUUUGAGUGCCUUCCUUAAGUUAUUCUCAGAUAGCUUCCACGUUCAGUCAAAUCUGGUGACUCUUAUUAGUAAACCAAAAAUUCCUGUAAUGUAUUUAAAUGCAAAAUCUAAAGUGAAGACUGAAGCACCAAAGCCUGUGGUGGAAGAGAAGUCGUUAUCGCCGGCUCCACCUACAGUAGUGAGCCCUACCCCGUCUGAUGGUAAACAAAGUCCAGCAAACAGAAUACUCAGCCCCAUAGAAUCUCCCCGUGGUCCUCAGGCAAAUAUAGCAAAUCAAACCUUAAAACAGAGGAUCAAUUCUAUUGUUAUAAAAAAUUUAGCAGAAAACAUGGUCAGGGAUAGGGUUAACAAUCAUUUGAAUGCCCGCAGUUCUGAAGAAAUGAAUGGAACACCAAGCAUAAGGAAUAAUAUGAUGGGUGAUGCGUGGCGGCAAAAAGUGCUACAGUGCACCGCUGUCAUCGCUAGUGUUAGAGAGUGCGCCACACUCAUGGAUAGUAUUAUGCUCCCUAAACGUAACACAAAAGCCAUAGUGUCCUUCGACUGUGAGGGAAUAAACUUGGGCUUGAAGGGAAUAUUAACGUUAUGUCAGAUUGCGACCAUGAAUGGCGAAGUUUACAUAUUGGAUAUUAUGGCAUGCCCUGGAAUGGUUAUGGAAGGUAAAAUAAAAGAUUUACUGGAAAGUGAAAAUGUUGUCAAAAUCAUACACGACUGCAGGAAUGACUCUGUCAAUUUGUAUAAUCAAUUUGAGAUUACUUUAAAGAAUGUUUUUGAUACACAAGCGGCCCAUGCUGUGUUGCAGUUACAGCAACAAGGUGUGCCUGUUUACAAAGUUAAAAAUUUGAGCCUCAAUGCAUUGUGUGAAUUGUACAAUGCCCCUAUGAACCCAAUGAAGGAACAACUAAAAAAUGUUUACCGCAGGGAUCAACGCUACUGGGCUAGAAGACCGUUGACAAAAGAUAUGAUUAUUUAUUCCGCCUCAGAUGUGCUUUCAUUAGUCAAUCCUGCUAUAUAUGCUUAUAUGUCUAGCAAUAUAAAGCCAGAAAACCAACAGCUUUUUGAGGAAUUGAGCAAUGAACAGGUAUUCAUGCACAUCCAGCCUACAGAAGUCAAAUUAAGGAAAAGACAGAGGAAGAUCAAUACAGAAGUUGGGGAGCUCAAACAAAAAUUAGCAGAAACUACUAAAAAUAUUGUGUUGAGCAACAGAGAGAUAAGAUUGCUUAGGUAUUUGGAACUCACAGAAGAAGAAAAGGAAAAAUUAAAAGGAUGUCACAAAAUAUCGAAGAAGUUGGAGAAAUUGGAAGCUAUUGGCCAAGAUAAAGAUUCUGACUCAGAUGACGAUGAAAGAGAAAACGAAAUGGCCAGCUUAGAAUCCAAUCCUUCCGACCCUAUCUCUUCCCCACACUCUACUCAACCUCCAAGCCUCACAGAAUCCAUGCAAAUGAUGGACGAAAUAUUGUCAGACACAAAUAUGGACAAAGUUGAAAAGAUAAAUCGUUUGGAGGCCAUUUUGUCUGCCGUGGCGCCGCUUAGUGGAGAACUCGAAGACAAGUUCUCGCAGACUAUGGAACAGACACUGCCAUUGCUCAAGAAUAAAGAUUGGUCCAACCUGAGCCAAAUUUUGAACAUAGGGGAGCCUGACAGAAAGAACUGUGACUGCAGAUGCCAUAGUUCCAACUAUGACGACCCCAAAUGCAAUGAUCUCAAUGAAGUGAAGAAAUCAGAAGUGGGAUCUCAGACUCUCAGUACAGGGGACAUAGUGAUUACAAGGAUCCACUUCAGGGAAGAAGAUAAAGCUAACGAAAGGAUCCUCGACGCGAGUCCGGCCAGUAAACGUGCCGGGAUAAACAUGUCUUGAUGAUGCUCAGGUUCUUCCAUAUUUCCGAGUGCCACAGUUAAUUUUCUGAGCUCUUCUGUAUGUGAUCAUUAUUUUGUAGUUUAAGUUCAAUCACUGAUCUAGUUCUGGAGUAUGGUAGCGGUGCGACGCCGCGAGAUGAAUAAAUUAAGUUUAAUAUGAGGUCUUGCAUUACCGAGUGUAUGAACGCCUACGCUAUUUGCUCAUUUGAGCGAGAAUGCGCGUGUACAUUCGAAUAAUGCAACUGUUAUUCGCAUAAUAUUACAGCUACUUCGUUCCUACAUCGGGAACGAGUAGUAUGUGCUGACCAGACUUGUAUUAAUUUAUUUAUGUUGGCUAUUGCCUGUUAAGUAAUUCAAACUUUGUGAUACACUAUCAAGGCCUCUUUUUCUCGGUCUAUUUUGAAUUGUAAAUAAGAUAAACUCUGUUUAGCAUGCAUAAUCUUUACAUCCCAAAUCACGAUAGGAGUGCUUCUCUGAUAGGCUUAUAGUGAUGUACAUACCUACAUAUUUAUUUAUAACACUAGGUAUGUCUGUAGCGUGAUCGUUACUAACCUUUAUCAAGGAUGGCAAUAAUAGCUGUAUACAAUAAAGUGGUUUUUUUAUUGUAAAAUAUUUAUAAAAUUAGGUGUACACUUGUAUUUAUAAAACAUGUUUUAAAAAUAUUAAAAAUGGUAUAGGGUUAGUGUUUAUUGAAUGAAGUUUUAUAUCGUAGGGUGAAAGUGGUGCUUUUAAAGGGUUGGUUUCGACCAUUUUGUUUCGUUGGCGCGUAGGCAUUUGCAAAGUUAACUGUUACACCGUAGAAUGACUGAAGGUCUAGUAUUUCUGUUCUAAAAUGUGCCUUCGAGUCAUAUCCGACGAAUGCCUUAUCGAAAUGUGAAUUUGUAGUACUUUUUAUACGUAUUUUGUAGUGUGAAUUCAGUAUCAGACUUUAGACGGGUUACUUUGUAACUGGAGCGACAUAUCCUAGGACCCAAUGUUAAAACCUCGAAUGUUAGACAGUUGU
Messenger RNA from Amyelois transitella, 3691 nucleotides. RefSeq names its product egalitarian protein homolog (gene egl). The record is from RefSeq and is a predicted model, not a curated record. Gene Ontology annotation, molecular function: nucleic acid binding; 3'-5' exonuclease activity. The coding region runs from base 125 to 2689 and encodes 854 amino acids. Lineage: Eukaryota; Metazoa; Arthropoda; Insecta; Lepidoptera; Pyralidae. The transcript has a single exon. Gene Ontology annotation, biological process: nucleobase-containing compound metabolic process.